AUCUCGACCGACAGCUAAGAUUGAACAAACAAAAACAAAAAAUUCAAACCCUACAUAGACCAACUCGAUCAUAUAGAAAGGCCAAGAACUAUAAAAAGAAGAAUACCAAAGAAGCCAAACAGCCAGCGGCGGCACCGUCAAAAUGCCGUCCUUCAACAAACUCGGUCAGAAGCCGACGCACAAAGAGCGCGCCCAGCCGCUCGAGAGGAAACACUUGGGACUUCUUGAAAAGCACAAGGACUACUCCCUACGAGCCAAGGACUUCAAUAAGAAAAAGGCCUACCUCAAGACCUUGCGCCAAAAGGCUGCCGAGCGCAACGAGGAUGAGUUCUACCACAAGAUGCUCUCCCGGACCGGGCCCGGUUCCGCUUUGACCAAGGGCGCUAAGGGGCGUAACUUCACCGGCACCGUCUCGGGUGACAGGGGCAACACGAGCAUGGACGUAGAUGUCGUCCGGAUCCUCAAAACCCAGGAUAUUGCCUACGUCAGGACGCUGCGAAACACCUUGGCAAAGGACGUGCGGCGGUGUGAGGAGAGGCUGGCCAUCGCCGAGAGCUUUGCGGGUGUCCCGCACGAGGAAGUCGGUGGUGACGAGGGCGGAAGCGGCAGCGACGACGACGAGAGGCCGACCAAGAGGAGAAAGGCCAGCAAGAUCAAGUUCUUUGACGACGAGGCAGACAGGGACCGCGCCGCCGAAGAGGCCGCUCCCGAGAACGCCGACGAGGACGACUUUGAGGAUUUCGGGGACGAGGACGGUGAAGAUGGCAGGCAGAUGACCGAAGACGAGAAGAAGGCCCUGAAACUAGAAAGGCUGCGGAGGAACCUACGCAACGCCAGGCGCAAGCUCAAGGCUCUGGCUGAUGCCGAGGCGGAGCUGGAUUUGCAACGUGUGCGGAUGGCGAAAACUGCGACGAGAGGGGCUGUCACAAAGUCCGGGAAGAAGAUCAAGAAGGUUUUUGAGCGGAAGAGGUAGUUGUUGCAUAUGGUGGGUGACCAGUUGCCUCCCUAGCCUUCUUUAGUACCUCCCUUGUUUAUGGUGCGCGUCUGCAAGAGCGAUUCGGCUAUAUCAUUGUGAACUGGGAAGCAAAUCUGUAUUACUGAUAAACAUCAAAGCCAAAAAAAAACGCCGACGAGGUUAUGCCCUGUCUUUGUCUAGUUCACUGUGCAGAAUGUUCGUUCAUAUACAAGGUAAUUUUAAUGGCGGACGUCAUACGAUCGACACCCAAGAGGAGAAAGAGGAAACGAAACACAAGCCAGAAAAGAAAGAAAAAUGCACCCGCAAAUCAUCAUGAAAGUCCCAAUUUCCAGCAUAAUGGUAUAGCCAAUUAAUCCCUAAAACACCUAAACAUCAAAGCCCACACCUUUCUCCCACCGUCGUAAUAAACGCCUUUUUUUAGAGCUUCUCCGACGUCAGACAUCUAGCCGACACGGAUAUACAGCCAGUCAAGGCCUUGAAAAUGGCCGUCAGCACCCAGAUGAAGCACUUGAAAGUCACCGUGAUGAGUUUGAUGACCAGCCUCGCCAGACUAGGCAGCUUCUUGUCUUUAUCCUUGACGACAUCCAACUUGGCCAAGUCGCUCGUCUGGCUCUCGAUAUCCAGCUCGAACUGAUCCAGCUUCGUCCUGGGCGUGCUGCUACUGCUGCUGCCGCUCUUUUUGGCGGUGGCGCGGGAGCUCUUCCUGUCCCGCCUCUUGUUCUUCUUGGCGCCGCUGCCGCCCUCCCCAGAGCCGGAACCACAGCUGGGCGGCGGCGCGGCAAAGAUCAUGUGCACGGGCGGGGCCUCAAAGACCUCGCUGCGGGUGAACAGGGUGUCUCCGUGGGCGACGAGCAUCAGGGCGGCGACGGCGACCUCGACGAUGUAGACGCUGUCGAUCUUGGCGGCGAUGCCCGUGUCGAGCUCGAGCCAGCCGUUGCCGGUGCCGUCGCGCGUGAGCCGCGCAAUGUGCUGCGGGCUCUCGAGGUGCUCGAGCGUGUACUCGGUGCGGCUCCACGCCGUGUUGCGGUCGAUGGUGACGCAGAAGGGCAUGGCCAGCGCCGGGUGCACCAGGUAGUGGUUGCCCGUGUCGUCGUCCCACACCAGCCGCGCGCACUCGCGCUCCGCCGUCAUGAUGGUCGCCACGUCGUCGGGUCGCUCCAGCGCCACCCGCGCCGCCGCCUGCGGGUACAGGAGCGCCACCAGCCCGUCGUUUGGCGCGUGCCGCCGAGACGUCUCCUCGAGGGUCGUCGUCAGCGCCGACUGCCAGUGUUUGCCGUCCUUGCCUGUGCCGACCACGGAUGCCGGAGGCAUGGAUCCGCCGGGGCUUCCGGGGUCGGAUGCAGUUGAUGUCGGCUCGGCUGGUGCUUUGUAUACUUUGCUUGGGUCGUGGCGGGACAGUGUGACGUAAGCGGAUGCGGAUGUCGGGUCGACGCGGAGGUUGUAGAAGGGUUGUGUUGUCGACGAGAGGGUGUAUAUGGGCGUGUCCCUCUCGGCUGUCAUCUUGAGGCAGAAUAGACGGCCUUCAGACGCGGUGGCCUUCCAGCCGCUCACUACUUUCCACAGCGACCGUAGCUCCUCGGUCGAGCUGACAUGGGGUGUGGUUGGCGGCUCUGCAGGCCGUGGCGGCCACCUGGCCACGGGGGUAGGUAUUGGUGGCGGAGAUGAUGCCGGUACUGCUGUUGGGGCGGGCUGCUGUGGCAUUUGCAUAUCUGAUUGUAGGGGGCGGUGGAACUGUUGCGCAUGUAGUUGGGGAGAGGGAGAAGGGAGUUGUGCAUGUUGCGGCUGUUGUGUGUGAUGUAUUAUUUCAGGCUCCGGUGAGUACAAAGGCCUGCUAAUGACGGCCAUAGGUAUAUGCGUCGGGCUUGCUUGAGUCGGAAAGUAUUCCUGCCUAUCUGGAGGCAGAUCGUGAUUAUAAGUUGGGAAUAUCGACCUCAGCGCUUGAGGCUCACCUCCCAAAGACGACGGGCCUUGGGCACCAUUUUUGUGGCCUGCCGAGGUGCAAGACCUGUUACUGUUGCUCCGCACCAGUGUCUGCGCUUCUGAGAAGGCAGUGUCACAUCUCGGCGGCGCCUCAACGACGGCGGCCGGACGUUGGACCUGUGCGGCGGCGGCGGAACUGCCAAUCCACGGAUCCUCUGCUCGGCCUGGGUGCGUUGAAGAAGCGCCCACUUGGCUGAUGCCGGCACCUUGGCUCUGAGGCUGCCUGCCUUGCCUGGUAGAUGGUUUGCGCUCCGGAGUGCGAUGCUGCCUGGGCGGCGAGGACUCGGGCCAAAGAUCGCGGGGAGGGGCAGAGCUCUGAGGGGUGGUGGCCCUCGCACCACCGUUGCUUGGUGUCGCCGUUCUGGGUCGCGGGCUUGCGUGCCUGUAGUUUGGGUUUGGGAACAGGGAGAACCCUCCAGAACUCGGCUGGCUUGCCAUGGCUUGGAACCUUUUUGCAGUUGCCAAACAAGGCGCUAUUGCCCUGGCGCGUUAAUUUUCGGAUGCUUCGAUCAGUACUAUCCAAAUCCUGUUGCUGUCUUGUUGUCUUGUGGUGUUCAUGCGCUCCUGUCCUGUACCAAAAAAUCGCCAGCAGGCCUUGCUUGACCAUGUGUAACCAGGCGAUUUCCGGUUCGAGCCCCGAAUUCCAGCCGAGGCGGCGUUGGGAUGUUGAUUCUUCCCGUAUAGGUUCUUGCUUGUGCUAUCGUAACAUGAUGUUUUUGUUUAUCACGUCCUCUGGAGUCCCGGGUCUCUCGUGAGAUACCAAUGUCGUACAAAGGUCAAGUGUCAGCAGUAAUAUCCGGACUACCAGAUUAUUUAAAAGUUG
Molecule: messenger RNA, 3779 nt
Organism: Pyricularia grisea
Lineage: Eukaryota; Fungi; Ascomycota; Sordariomycetes; Magnaporthales; Pyriculariaceae
Exons: 2
Coding region: 143-973 (276 amino acids)
Biological process (GO): rRNA processing
Cellular component (GO): small-subunit processome; nucleolus
Source: RefSeq, a predicted model, not a curated record